CAGUGUGUCCUCUUGCUGUAAUACCGCAGCUUUGAGUGUCGCUGCAGCGCUGGACGCGCAGAAUGUCGGUGAUACCGACACACACCCUCCCCGGAUACACACACCUGCCGCACUAGGGAAAAACCUAGUGCAUCUCUUCUCCUGAUUAUAAACGUCCUUCCUGCAUUCCCUGCAAGGUUUUGACCUCUGACCAAAAACCUGGAAGUAACAGCUUGGCAUGAUGGGACUGAGUAAAGAAGAUAGUAUACAGUAUGACAAUGAUAAAGUGCUUUAAGUGGAUUUGUGAAACCCCUGCAUCUUCAGCAUUAUCAUCAGAGCCAAAAGUCAGUGGUGUUGUACAAAACUCGAAAUUCUCCUGAUUCAUUCUGCUUGCAAUGACCUUGUAAUGACAUCCAGACACUCCAUAGAAUCAAGCAAGGAGAUUUCAUUUAGGGGAUAAAGAAGAAAUUUCACCAUAUAGCCUGUCCCUCCAGGACUGGUAUCACUGCUAAUGUGAUGCUUAUCAUGGCUUGUGUGACAUCUGCCGCAGAUGAGCCGGCAGGUGACUGUACUAGACCUAUAGUUAGUCCUCUGCCUUUUCCAGAACCUUCUGCAACCUCGACGAAUGACCCUAGUCAUGAAUGCGACAGCACUCUCAGUACUCCAGAGGCAACCCCACCACCCCCUCCACCUCUUCCGCCGCCACCCAGUCAACCCCACCCUUCACGUAAGAAACGACGGGUACGGAGCUUUUUCUGGAAAACUAUUCCAGAAGAAAAGGUACGGGGAAAACCCAAUAUUUGGACUCUAGCAGUAAGACAGCAGCAGUAUCAAAUUGACGUGAGGACGGUAGAGGAGCUUUUUGGCCAGCAGGAGGACGUUCGAACCAAGAUGGGCAGUGGACACCCUAGUGCUGGGAGAUCCAUAGGCUCGUUUAAAGAGAGCAAGAAUGAGAUCAGCAUCCUGGAUUCCAAGAAAGGAAUGAAUAUUGGAAUUUUCCUCAAACAGUUCAAAAAGUCAAAUCAUGCAAUAGUAGAAGAUAUCCGUUUGGGUAACAGUAAACAGUAUGGAGCCGAACCGCUGAAAGAACUACUCAAACUUUUACCUGAGUCAGAGGAGGUGACGAGAUUAAAGGAAUUCAAAGGAGACCCCAAUAAGCUGACCCUGGUCGAUUCCUUCAUGUUCCUGUUGAUUCAAGUGCCAUGCUUUGAGGUACGCAUUGAGGCUAUGAUACUUCAAGAAGAGUUCCACCCGUCCUGUGUGCUCAUGAAUCGUGAGAUUACUAUUGUGCGUCAAGCUACUGAAGAGCUAAUGACUUGUGAAGAGCUCCAUGCAAUUCUACACUUGGUUCUCCAAGCAGGAAAUAUCAUGAAUGCUGGUGGCUAUGCAGGCAAUGCUGUGGGUUUCAAACUAUCCUCUCUUCUCUCUCUGGCUGACACGAAGGCCAACAAGCCGGGCAUGAACCUGCUCCAUUUUGUGGCACUGGAAGCACAGAAAAAGGAUGAGGCCCUUCUGAAGUUCCCAGAGAAGCUAACACAUGUUCAGCGUGCGGCAAGAAUCUCAGUCGAAAAUAUUGAAGGAGAGUUUUCCUCUCUUUAUGUCAAAACACGUUCGUUGGAGGAGAAGAUUCAGGAUGACAAGGAGCUGCAAAAGCAGCUGGAUUCAUUUUUGCAGAGCUCAACACAGGCCCUGCAGGACCUUAAACGCCGCAGGAUGGACAUGCGCAAGGAGGGCAACGCUGUCAUUGACUUUUUCUGUGAAGACAAAGAGACCUUUCAACUGGAUGAGUGCUUCAGGAUCUUCCAAGACUUCUGUCUGAAGUUUAACAAAGCUGUUAAGGACAACCAGGAAAGAGAACUUAAAGAGGAAGCCAGACAGCGACGCUUACGGGAACUGGAGGAGAAACGUUUUGCCUGGGCUGGAGAAAAUAGUAAAAAAGAUGGUGACAAUUUUGGUCGCAGUAGUAGUGAAAAUGAUGUUGACAUCCUAACUAAAGGAGGCCUCAUGGACUUUUUGCUUAAUUCAAGACCUCAAAGCCCCCACAGUCCUUUAGGACGCUCAGCUAGUGCCCGUCGUUACCAUCAUACAGUUGGUGACCGUGGCUUUGUGGAGCUCCCCGCUGGGUCUUCAGCAUCUGAAUACACCAAGUUUAGCAGUCUUCCACGGUCAGGCAGGAACCAUAAAAGAAAGACCAUUCCCUGGCUUGUUUCACAAGGUGAUAAUAGGGAGCUGGGUCCACAAAGUCAGGCCUAUCAAGAGAGGGAUGCAACUUCACCAAAGGCUGAAACAGAACCUAUCAGUCCUUUAGCUAGAUACUCAACCUCUGGCUACAACAUGAACAAUGAUCGCCAUAAUAAUAAUAAUAAUAAUUACACUUCUCUCUCUGAAGGUGGAGUGAUCCCUCAAUUAGAUAACUCAGAAAUUUUUCUGGAGACAUCUGGACAAGGUGUUGGACACAUGAGUGUUUAUGUGGAGAAACACACACUAGUUCCUGGCCUUCAACCCUUUGAAAUAACCCAGAUCAAUAAUAACAGUUAUGUCAGUGUAGACAACCCAUGUGAAGUGAUUGUGACAAGCCUGGAAAGAGAUGAAGACCGUUCCAAACCAUUUGUCCUUGAUACCCCUCCAUCUAGUAGAAGUUCUGAGGAUGGACCCAAGCCAGAUAAACUAUUUGAUGACAAAACGAUCUUGUCCCAAUGGGAGGAGGUGGACAUGAGCACCAUUUCCUCAACAACUUGUGACACCCCACUGCCUCUUGAUCCCUCGGUGUCCAAUAAAAAACCUACGUUGAGUGUCAUGGACUGUACUGAAACCGAUUGUUCAAUCAUGUUGGACUGUUCUGAAAUCGAAAGUUUUCCCAUCAUGAAGGAAGGAUCUGGAAUUAACUCAAAGCUAAAGGAUGCCAACCUUUCAAGAGUCAUUCAGGAUGCCAAUUCCCUUUCCUCUAAUUUUGAGUCCAUCAGUGGUCUCCCAACAACUGAUGAAUAUCUCGCAGGAAAGCUUGACCAAGAGUGUCCAACAGCAUUCAGUCCAUCUGUAACUACUGAAGAAGCAGAGACAGAUAGUUGUGGUACAGCUGAGGGGCAUAGAGUUCCUGAGAAGGCAGUCCAGAGCCGUAGACCCAAAGCAACCAGUCUUGCCAAAACCAAGACUGGGACCAAAUCAGGGUGUAUUCCUGGCAUUCGUCCUUUAAGAACUCUCACGACAACUGAGACGCAAAGCAUGCGUAAAGUGGUGCCCAUUACAAGGCAGAAUCGAUCUAGUAGUACCAUAAAGAAGGCAGAAAACCCCCCCGGACAGGAAACCAGUGCUGAACCCAGACGUCCACUUCGUGACCAAAGCAUGCCAGCUAGAAGAGGUGAGAGACAAAGCAGACCUGCUCGGCAUUCCAGCCUCCCUCCAGGUAAUCCCAAAACACAAAGAGGAACACCAAACAAUGUUAAUACUGGAUGGGCAAGGGACUCCACUCCACGUGCAACCCCCCUCAGGAAAACAAGUGCCAAACCUAUCCGUAUCAUCUCAAAACCACCACCGGAGGAAAAGAUGUGUCGUUCAACAAUGCGAGCCUUGGCCCAAGCUCAAGCCCAAGGAACCUCAGAAGGAGUUACACCAGAAACUCCCAAGCACACCCACAAGGUUUCUUUGCCCAGCUUUGCCCGUAACACAGUAGCAUCCUCUUCCAGAUCUAAAAAAGACUUGCCCCCAACACCUGUAACAGGAACACCAUCAAAGACCUCCACUUUAUCAAGAACUGGCUCUCAGAGAUUGACUUCUGGUGUAAGAACAGAUUCUGUAAGUAGUGGACUUUUGACAAAGAGUGAAGAUAAACUAGGUGGGUCUUUAAGGAAGGUUCAAAGCGCAAGGGCUUCCAGUCGAAGCACUCAGAGUAGUGACACAACCCCUUCACAAUCUGGACGAGAGCACUCCUUCAAAAGUAGCAGUUUCUCAGAAAAAAACACACAGAUUAAAGACUCAGCCAGGACCAGUAAACCCACGUGGAAGUAGAGUGUGAUUUUUACUUACUACAUAUAAAAAACAAGACAGAUCAAUUUGUUUUCUGCACAUACAGUAGAUUUACUUAAGAGGCACAGUGUCUCAAACAUUGUUCUGAAUGUAUCUAAAGGCUUUAAAGUAGCUGAAGUAGAUGCUUGGCAAGAGUUUAAGAGUUAUGUAAGCUACUGUCACUAUUUGACAGCACAUUUUAGUAGCACUUUCACAUCCUGUCAAGGAUGGUUUUGAUGGCCUUUUCUUAUACAUGUACUUGACACGUAUCAUCAAACAUUAGGAACCAAACAAAUCAAUCACAAAUUAUACGUGGUGUUAGAUUAUUUUUUUAUUAAUUCUGCAUAUAUAUAUUGUGAGCUGUUCUCACAAACUCCUGAAGAAAAACAAAUUGUCAUAUAUUGACAUGCUUCUUUAUCGUGUACAAUAUUUAGUAAAAGUAAAGCGUGGUACUGUUUAAUAGGACAACAUUUCAUUAAAACAAAUGAAUGU
Misgurnus anguillicaudatus (oriental weatherfish) is the source of this 4473-nucleotide messenger RNA. RefSeq names its product FH2 domain containing 1 (gene fhdc1). The record is from RefSeq and is a predicted model, not a curated record. NCBI's taxonomy places the organism in Eukaryota, Metazoa, Chordata, Actinopteri, Cypriniformes, Cobitidae.